GAAGAAGAAGAGUAGGACGUGGAGCGCGAGGCACCGCUCUCUGGCUCUCCGCCGCCAUGCUGAACAUCCGCUCCAUCCCCACGCAGAUGGACUACAAGGGUCAAAAAUUAGCAGAGCAGAUUUUUCAAGGAAUCAUUCUUGUCUCUGCAAUAAUUGGCUUCAUCUACGGCUACAUCACUGAGCAGUUUGGAUGGACGGUCUACAUAGUUAUGGCUGGAUUUGCUUUAUCAUGUUUGCUAACGCUCCCUCCGUGGCCUAUGUACCGUCGCAACCCUCUGAAGUGGCUCCCUGUCCAAGAGUCAGGAACAGAAGAAAAGAAGCCAGCAGACAGAAAGCCAAAGAGACAUGCUAAAAGCUAAACCCCCUCCCCUCCUAGUUCUUUAUGCUGU
Molecule: messenger RNA, 389 nt
Organism: Pezoporus flaviventris
Lineage: Eukaryota; Metazoa; Chordata; Aves; Psittaciformes; Psittacidae
Gene: SPCS1
Product: signal peptidase complex subunit 1
Exons: 4
Coding region: 57-359 (100 amino acids)
Biological process (GO): protein targeting to ER
Cellular component (GO): signal peptidase complex; endoplasmic reticulum membrane
Source: RefSeq, a predicted model, not a curated record